AUGGAGAAUGAUAGCAUUAGUUUUGAAAUAAGCUUGGAUCCAUUUUUCGUUCCAGGUGGGUCGAGAUACAUCAUAUUUUUUGUUGGCCUGGCGAUUUAUCUUUUUUGCAUUGGCUGCAACUUGACUUUGCUUGGCCUCAUCAUAGCGAAGAGGGCCUUACACAAGCCCAUGUAUUUCAUUCUGUUCAGUCUACCAUUCAAUGACCUUAUAGGGAUUACGGCCAUGCUUCCCAAGGUCCUUUCAGACAUUUUAACGGACACAAGCAGCACCUACUAUCCCCUGUGUGUCCUUCAAGGUUUUCUGCUGCACAUGUACGGCGGUGGGAUUCUUUUUAUCCUGGCUGCCAUGGCGUUUGAUCGAUACGUGGCUAUCUGUUCGCCUUUGAGAUACAACACUCUCAUGACUCCCAAAGCUGUGGCUGGCAUUAUCGCAAUCGUUUGGGGUCUGGACUUCAUCUUCAUAUUCACAAUAUUUGUGCUGCAGGCCCGGAUACCCAGAUGCAAGUCGAAAAUGAUGAACGUGUUCUGUGAUAACCCCUCUCUCCUCAAGAUGACCUGUGGCAACACCCUCAUCAACAACAUUGUUGGUCUGACUAACACUGCGCUGAUGCAAAUCAUCAGUAUCUCCAUUCAGGCUGUCUCCUAUGUGAAAAUACUGAUCGCCUGCCUGGUCAUGAGAAAAAACGAAGCCAGGAGUAAGGCCAUUAACACCUGUGUGGCACAGCUGGUGAUAUUCUUUUCAUUUGAGAUCACGAGUACCUUCACCAUUUUAUCACACAGGUUCCAACAUGUUUCUCCCAACUUACAGAAGAUCAUGGGCAUGUUGAUCUUUCUGGUACCCCCAAUCCUGAAUCCUCUUGUCUAUGGACUCAACUCUCAAGAAAUUCGAAAGAACCUCUUUGGCCGACAUACGAAAGUGUCUGUUUGA
Engraulis encrasicolus (European anchovy) is the source of this 927-nucleotide messenger RNA. Its product is annotated as olfactory receptor 52B2-like. Gene Ontology annotation, molecular function: G protein-coupled receptor activity; olfactory receptor activity; odorant binding. NCBI's taxonomy places the organism in Eukaryota, Metazoa, Chordata, Actinopteri, Clupeiformes, Engraulidae. The record is from RefSeq and is a predicted model, not a curated record. The transcript has a single exon. Gene Ontology annotation, cellular component: membrane. Gene Ontology annotation, biological process: detection of chemical stimulus involved in sensory perception of smell; G protein-coupled receptor signaling pathway. The coding region runs from base 1 to 927 and encodes 308 amino acids.